Molecule: messenger RNA, 7634 nt
Organism: Gastrolobium bilobum
Lineage: Eukaryota; Viridiplantae; Streptophyta; Magnoliopsida; Fabales; Fabaceae
Product: histone-lysine N-methyltransferase ATXR3-like
Exons: 20
Coding region: 211-7380 (2389 amino acids)
Molecular function (GO): protein binding
Source: RefSeq, a predicted model, not a curated record
GUUCGAUAAACCUUCUUCCAAUUCGAACGGUGUCCUAUUUUCUUACCGAUCUGUGGUUUACUUUUUCUCUUUCAUUUUCUCGGGUUUUAAAUUGGAGCCGUGGAAUUGAGGAGCGGUGCGGUGGUGAAGCUUAUGAAGCAUGAGCAUAAAUAGCCCCGGUGAAGGGGAGGAUUAGGGUUUCGAGGUUUCUAUCCCGAGGUGAGGAUUUCCAUGGGCGAAGGAGGUGUGGCGUGCAUGCCUUUGCAGCAGCAGCAGCAACAUGUUAUGGAGAGGUUGCCGAAUGCAGCGGAGAAGUCCCUUUGCGGAGGCAAGAAUGGGAAUGGGAAUGGGAACGGGUUCAGUUCUGAGUUGCUCAAGGUUACUGACAACAAGAAGAAGAAGAUGAAAGUGAAGAAGAAAGAGGCACCCGCCGCAAAGAAGGCGGGAGAUGUCAAGAGUGAAUUAGCAUCGGACAGAGUAAGCAGCAAGGAUGGCAAUGGUGUUGAGAGUGGCGAAUUAUGUGGGCAGAAGGAAGAAGUGGAAGAGGGUGAAUUGGGUACUUUGAAGUGGCCGGGGAGUGAGCUGGAGAAUGGAGAGUUUGUGCCGGAGAAGCCUCAGCCGCUGCCGAUGCGGAGGAGUGAGAUUGAGAAUGGAGAGAUUGUUAGUGAGAGGUGGAAGAAAGGGGAGGUGGAGAAGGGAGAGUUUGUUUCUGGAAAAUGGAGAAAGGAGGAUGUGGAGAAGGGGGAGAUACUUGCUGGGAAGGGUAGGAAAGUAGAAACUGAGAAAGGGGAAUAUGGGUCCUGGAGAGGUGGUAUAAAAGAUGAUGUUGAAAAGGGAGAAUUCAUUCCAGAUAGGUGGCAUAGGGGAGACAUGGGGAGGGAUGAUUAUGGUUACCAUAGAAUCCGCAGGUACCAGUCAGGUAGGGACAAAGUGUGGAAAAGUGAACGCGAGCGCACACCGCCAUCUGGGAGAUAUACAGGUGAUGAAUUCGUUAGGAAGAAGGAGUUCAAUAGAAGUGGGAGUCAGCAUGCUAAAAGUGCACCCAGGUGGGAGAGUGGACAAGAGAGAAAUAUAAGGAUAAGUUCAAAGAUUGUGGAUGAGGAGAAAAACGAACACAGCAAUGGUAGGAACCAGACACGGGAUUACUCUUCUGGAAGUCGGUUGAAGAGGCAUGGUAAUGAAUCAGACAGCUCUGAGUGGAAACAGUAUGGAGAUUAUGCCUGUUUAAAAAGUCGAAGACUUUCUGAUGAUAGCUCACGCCAUGUUUAUUCAGAGCACUAUUCUCGACCUUCUGUGGAGAGAUCUUAUAGAAAUAGUUCUUCAAAAUUAUCAGCAGACAAGUAUACUUCUAGGCAUCAUGAAUCUUCUUUGCCAUCCAGGUCAGCUUAUGAUAAGCAUGGUCGCAGCCCUGGUCAUUCUGAACGGUCCCCACACGAUCGAGCUCGGUAUUAUGAUCAUAAAGAUCGCACUCCAGUGCGUCAAUCACCAUAUAGCCGUGAGAAAUCCCCGCAUGGUCGUGAGCGAUCCCCAUAUGAUAGGAAUUGGGAUAGAAGUCGUCACCAUGAUCACAAACUGAGAAGUCCUGCUCAUGCUGAGCAGUCCCCCCAAGAUCGAGGUCGACAUCAUGACCGCAGGGACCGUACUCCAAAUUUAGUAGAGCAAUCCCCACUUGAUCGAACUAGGAAAAAUAUUCAUCGAGAAACAAGUAGUAAAACCUUAUCGACUGAAAAACAUAACUCUCAAUAUAGUUGUAAGGAUAAUGAAGAUAAACACAUCCAAAAGGAGUCAAAUAUUUCAGGUAUAGAAUCUCAAUGCAAAAGAAAUAUGCAUGAUGCCAAUGGGUCUAUUGAGAAAGAUGUCUGCAGUGAACUUGAAAAGGAACAACAGUCCUGCAGCCCGAUUGCAAGCUGCAAAGACUCUCCUUGCUUGGAGCCACCUCUUGAGGAGCUGCCUUCUAUGGAAGAAGAUAUGGACAUAUGUGAUACCCCUCCACAUGUCCCUGUGGUGGCAGAUUCGUCAUCAGGGAAAUGGUUUUACCUUGAUUAUGGUGGUGUAGAACAUGGACCUUCUAAAUUAUCUGACAUCAAGGUCCUUGUUGAUGACGGUGUACUAAUGUCAGAUCACUUUAUUAAGCACUUAGAUAGUGACAGGUGGUUAACUGUUGAAAAUGCAGCAUCACCACUUGCAGCUCAGACUUUUCCGUCAAUUGUGUCAGACACCAUAACCCAGCUGGUAAACCCUCCAGAAGCUCCUGGUAAUCUUUUGGCCGAUACUGGAGGUAUUCUUCAAUCUGGUCCUGAGCAUUAUGAGGAAAUGCCGGCCGCUUUGCUGCAGCCAAUGGUAUGCCCUGAUGACAGUGUUCCUGCAUCUGAACUGUUGGAGGACUUCCACAUUGAUGAAAGGGUUGGAGUUCUGUUAGAGGGUUAUGAUGUCAUUCCUGGAAGGGAGCUUGAGGCAAUAAAAGAAGCGUUGCAAAUGAAUUUUGAAUAUGCAAAAUGGGAGGGAUUAGAAGACCAUGAAGGUUUUCCUUGGCAUGAAACUUGCCUCAGCAUAGAGUGUGAUUCUAAAAUUGAUUUCGCUUCAAAAGAAUAUGAGUCUCAGUUAAGUAUGCCCUCUGACAAGGAUAAUGCAUUUACCCCCGGUGUCCCUGGUGACUGGUUUUCUGCUCGAUGGUCAUGCAGAGGCGGGGACUGGAAGAGGAAUGAUGAUGCCCAAGAUAGAUAUUGUAAGAAGAAGCUUGUCCUAAAUGAUGGGUUUCCUAUAUGUCAAAUGCCUAAAUCUGGGUGUGAAGAUCCUCGUUGGCCUCAAAAAGAUGACUUAUAUUAUCCAUCACACAGCAGGAGGCUUGAUCUUUCUCUUUGGGCUUUUUGUGCUGAUGAGAGGGUUGAUUGCAGUGCUAUGAGCAGACCAGGCCAAAGUAAGCUUGCUUCUGUUAGGGGAGUGAAAGGAAAUGUCCUUUCAGUGGUCAGGAUAAAUGCAUGUGUAGUCAAGGACCAGGGAUCAUUGGUCUCCGAGUCUCUCCCCAAGACCCGUGGCAAGGAUAGAAAUCAUUCAAGGUCAAGGCCUUUGUCUUCAACCAGUGAUAGCAAGAGAUCAUCAACUGAAAAAGAUUCUCUGUCAAAUACUUUUAAUGAUCAAGGUUCUCAAGGCUCAUGCAGGAGCAUGGAAUUCAUUAAUAUUCCUAAACAACAUCUUUGUACUGUCCAUGACUUACAGUUACAUUUGGGUGAAUGGUAUUAUCUUGAUGGUUCUGGGCGUGAAAGAGGGCCUUCAUCAUUUUCAGAGCUUCAGUUUUUAGUAGACCAAGGAAUUAUAAAAAAGUAUAGCAGUGUGUUUAGGAAAUGUGAUAAACUCUGGGUUCCUAUUACCCCUUCUACAGAAACUUAUGAUGUCAGUCUCAGGAGCCACAGAGAAAGCCGUUUAGUGGCUGGUGAAUGUUCUGGACGUUCAUCAACGCAAAGUCAAGGUGUUUCAUUCGGUGCACCUUACUCUAAGCCAAAUUUGUUUAACAGCUUACACCCUCAGUUUGUUGGUUAUACUUGUGGGAAGCUACAUGAAUUAGUAAUGAAAUCAUAUAAGAGCCGAGAAUUUGCUGCAGCUAUAAAUGAGGUUUUGGAUCCAUGGAUCAAUGCAAGACAGCCAAAGAAAGAAAUUGAGAAACAAACAUAUUGGAAAUCAGAAGGCGAAGCACGUUCCUCGAAAAGAGCGCGACUUCUGGUUGAUGAUAGUGAAGAAGAUAGUGAUUUCGAAGAUGGAAGUCUGGCUAUUGAGAAUGAUGAAUUCACAUUUGAGGCUCUAUGUGGCGAUGCUACUUUCUCCCUAGACGAAAGUGACAUUACUGAUUCAAAUGUGGGAAGCUGGGGCUUAUUGAAUGGUCAAAUGUUGGCACGAAUAUUCCACUGUUUGAGAUCAGAUUUGAAGUCCCUUGUCUUUGCAUCAAUGACUUGCAAGCACUGGAGAGCUUCUGUAAGGUUUUACAAAGAAGUCUCGAGACAAGUCAAUUUGUCAUCCUUGGGUCAUUCUUGCACUGAUUCCAUAAUGUGGAACAUUGUGAAUGCUUAUGAGAAAGACAAGAUCAAAUCGAUGACUCUGAUUGGUUGCACCAAUAUUACUGCUGACAUGCUUGAGAAAAUUCUUCUUUCAUUUCCUGGUUUAUGUAAAGUAGACAUUAGAGGGUGCAGCCAGUUUGCAGAGCUGACUCCUAAAUUUACCAAUGUGAAAUGGAUUAAGAGCCGAAGUUCAUGCAUGACCAAAAUUGCAGAGGAGCCACAUAAAAUCAGAAGCCUUAAACAGAUUACUGAGCAAACUUCAUCUGUUUCCAAGGCCAGCAGUUUAGCUAUUAGGGAUGAUUUUGGUGAGCUGAAGGAUUAUUUUGAUAGUGUGGAUAAGAGAGACACAGCAAAGCAAUUAUUCCGUCGAAACUUAUACAAGAGGUCAAAAUUAUAUGAUGCUAGAAAGUCCUCUUCUAUUCUAUCUAGGGAUGCACGUACAAGACGAUGGUCAAUUAAGAAAUCUGAGAGUGGUUUCAAGAGGAUGGAGGAAUUUCUUGUUUCUAGACUGAAGGAAAUUAUGAAAGCAAACUCCUGUGAAUUUUUUGUGCCUAAGGUUGCAGAAAUUGAAGCUAAAAUGAAAACUGGUUAUUACACUGGGCAUGGGUUGAGCUCUUUCAAGGAGGACAUCAGUAGAAUGUGCCGUGAUGCAAUAAAAGCAAAGAAUCGGGUUGAUGCUAGUGAUAUGAAUCAUGUCAUUACUUUAUUUAUUCAGCUUGCAACACAGUUGGAGGAGAGUUCUAAAUAUGUGAAUGACAGAGAUGCACUAUUGAAGUUAUGGGGAAAUGAAUCACCGUCCGCAUUCUUUUCUACUUCCUCUAAGUGCAAGAAGAAUAGAUUGGUGACUGAGAGGAAGUAUAGGAGUAAUGAAACACAUGGUGGUUUGGAUAAUGGAGAGUAUGCUUCUGAUAGAGAAAUUAGGAGGCGUUUAUCAAAGUUGAAUAAGAAAUCUAUGGACUCUCAGAGUGAGACAUCUGAUGAUAACCUGGAUUGGUCUUCUGAAGAUGGAAAGACUGAUGGUGAUUCUACAACCUCUGACACUGAAAGUGACCCAGAAAAUCAAAUUAGGGAGUCAAGAAGAGAUGGAUACUUUACACGCAAUGAUGGGUUGGAUUUCAUUAAUGAUGAGCGUGAAUGGGGAGCUCGCAUGACGAAAGCAAGUCUGGUUCCACCUGUUACUCGGAAAUAUGAUGUCAUUGAUCAAUAUAUCAUUGUAGCAGAUGAGGAGGAUGUACGAAGGAAGAUGCGGGUAUCAUUACCAGAUGACUAUGCAGAGAAGUUGAGUGCACAAAAGAAUGGCACUGAGGAGUCUGAUAUGGAGCUGCCUGAAGUCAAGGAUUACAAACCUAGAAAGCAGCUUGGAAAUGAGGUUAUUGAGCAAGAAGUUUAUGGAAUUGAUCCCUUUACACACAAUCUUUUACUUGAUUCUAUGCCAGAGGAGUUAGAUUGGUCUCUACAAGAGAAGCAUUUGUUUAUAGAAGACAUACUCCUACGGACAUUGAAUAAGCAAGUUAGAUAUUUUACUGGAACUGGAAGCACUCCAAUGAGCUAUGCUUUGCAGCCUGUUAUUGAAGAAAUUGAAAGGUGUGCUGAGGAGCACUGUGAUGCAAAGAUGGUGAGAAUGUGUCAAGGUAUCGUAAAAGCCAUGGCCAGUCGUCCGGAUGACAAAUAUGUAGCUUAUAGAAAGGGACUUGGUGUUGUUUGCAACAAGGAAGAAGGCUUUGGUGAAGAUGAUUUUGUUGUGGAGUUUCUGGGAGAGGUGUAUCCUGUGUGGAAGUGGUUCGAGAAACAAGAUGGGAUUCGGUCUCUACAGAAAAGUAGUAAAGAUCCAGCUCCAGAAUUCUAUAACAUCUACCUUGAGAGGCCAAAGGGGGAUGCUGAUGGGUAUGACUUAGUUGUCGUUGAUGCCAUGCAUAAGGCUAACUAUGCCAGUCGAAUAUGUCAUUCAUGCCGACCUAAUUGUGAAGCAAAAGUGACUGCUGUUGAUGGCCAUUAUCAAAUCGGUAUUUAUAGUGUUCGUAAAAUUCAACAUGGUGAGGAGAUCACUUUUGAUUAUAAUUCUGUUACAGAGAGCAAGGAGGAAUAUGAAGCAUCUGUUUGUUUGUGUGGAAGCCAAGUUUGCCGUGGGAGUUAUCUGAAUCUGACUGGUGAAGGGGCUUUCCAAAAGGUACUGAAGGAAUGGCAUGGAAUUCUUGAUCGCCAUUAUUUGAUGCUAGAAGCUUGUGAAUCAAACCUCGUUUCUGAAGAGGACUAUAAUGACCUGGGAAGAGCUGGUUUAGGCAGUUGUUUGCUUGGAGGCCUGCCAGAUUGGCUAGUUGCUUAUGCAGCUCGCCUUGUGAGAUUUGUCAAUUUUGAAAGAACAAAACUUCCUGAGGAAAUUCUAAAGCAUAAUCUGGAAGAAAAAAGAAAAUAUUUUUCAGAUGUAUGUCUUGAAGUUGAGAGGAGUGAUGCAGAGGUUCAGGCUGAGGGUGUAUACAACCAGAGGCUUCAGAAUCUUGCUGUCACUCUUGAUAAGGUAAGGUAUGUCAUGAGAUGUAUUUUUGGUGAUCCACUGAAAGCUCCACCUCCUCUUGAGAAGCUCAGUCCUGAAGCAGUUGUUUCCUUCCUCUGGAAAGGAGAGGAUUCAUUUGUUGGGGAGCUUCUUCAGUGCCUGGCUCCUCAUGUGGAAGAGUCUACCCUGAAUGAUCUCAAGUCCAAAAUUCAUGCUCGUGAUCCUUCAAGUUCUGGGGAUAUACGAAAAGAGGUUCAGAAAUCUCUAUUGUGGUUGAGGGAUGAGGUUCGAAAUCUUCCUUGUACAUACAAAUGUCGGCAUGAUGCUGCUGCUGACUUGAUCCAUAUUUAUGCUUAUACCAAAUACUUCUUUAGGAUACGGGAUUAUCAAACUACUACUUCACCGCCUGUCUAUAUUAGUCCGCUUGACUUAGGUCCGAAGUACACUGACAAGUUGGGAACAGGAUUUCAGGAGUACCGGAAGAUAUAUGGUGAUAAUUAUUGUUUAGGGCAGCUAAUUUUUUGGCAUAAUCAGAGUAAUGCAGAACCAGAUUGUACCCUGGCUAGAGUCAGCAGGGGAUGCUUGUCAUUACCAGACAUCAGUUCCUUUUACGCCAAGGUUCAGAAGCCUUCUCGACAUCGUGUUUAUGGUCCAAGGACUGUCAGAUCCAUGCUGGCAAGAAUGGAGAAGCAGCCCCAGAGACCUUGGCCUAAAGAUCGGAUAUGGUCAUUCAAAAGUUCUCCGAAAAUUUUUGGCAGCCCAAUGUUAGACGCUGUAAUUAAUAACUCUCCGCUGGACAAGGAGAUGGUUCAUUGGUUGAGGCACAGACCUGCCAUAUUCCAGGCCAUGUGGGACCAGUGAAAUUUUGCAUGGUUUGGGGAACCCUGGUGAAACACUCAUUAGAGAUUAAGAAGUGGUUCAUCAUUCAGAACUGCCUGCCUCUUUUAGCGUGGGGAGUCUGUAAUUAUUAGUGCAAAGCAUAGUUCCUUUUUCCUCCUUUUUCGUUAUUCUUGUGUACAGUUUUCUUGACCUUUGAUUUGUAAUUCAUUUGGUCGUAGGGCAUUAUUUACUCUCUAUCUAAUAUCUAAUGAAAUCAAGGAAGAAAAAAGGUUUAA